Messenger RNA from Eucalyptus grandis, 1998 nucleotides. Its product is annotated as probable serine/threonine-protein kinase PBL11. The coding region runs from base 197 to 1687 and encodes 496 amino acids. Gene Ontology annotation, biological process: protein phosphorylation. Lineage: Eukaryota; Viridiplantae; Streptophyta; Magnoliopsida; Myrtales; Myrtaceae. The record is from RefSeq and is a predicted model, not a curated record. The transcript is spliced from 9 exons. Gene Ontology annotation, molecular function: ATP binding; protein kinase activity.
CACUUCUUUUCUUUUUCGUUUUAAUUGUCUUUUUCAACAAGGAAGUUUCCGUCCCUUUUGAUGCAUCAGAAUCUGAACGCGUACCUCGCAAAUCUGGAAACUCGUGUAUAUCUGCUACACCUUCGUUGCUGUGGAUCCUAAAUUCCCGUCAGUUUCAGAAUCGAUCCAGAUAGAUUUUUGCUGAUCCUUCCCAAGAAUGGUGUUCAACUUGCACUCUCCGUCCGUGUCCAGCACCGAUUCAGACACCGAGAGUGUAGCGAAGACAGGUUCUUGCCUAUUGUUCCCAAGAACGACGCUGCUCUCCGGGCCUUUCUCUCGGGCCAGCACCGAUUUAGACACCAAGAGUGGAGGGAUGGGAGGGAAGGCAGAAAAGCUGUAUUGGAAAUGGGGCCUAAAUUCUGACCAACUUGGAAGGAAAGCUAUGAGAGGACUGCCAGCGUCUCAAGAAGCUCUUGUGAAGAACCCCAAGGUAAAGCGAGAUGCAUUGGUGGGGAGCGAGAUUGGGAGGUUGGCGGUGGUGAGUGGCGGCGGCAGAGUGGAGGAACCUCCGGCCACGGCAAAAUCCGGGGAGGUGAUAACGCCCAACCUGAGAAUGUACACGCUGGCGGAGCUGAAGAGGGCGACCCGGAACUUCAGGCCGGACACGAUGCUCGGGGAGGGCGGGUUCGGAAGGGUGUUCAAGGGCUGGGUGGACGAGAGGACGCUCGCCCCGUCCAAGGACGGCAAGGGCAUCCCGGUGGCCGUCAAGAAGUCCAAUCCCGACAGCGAUCAGGGCUUGCGCGAAUGGCAGUCGGAAGUCAAGUUCUUGGGGAAAUUUUCUCAUCCGAAUUUGGUGAGAUUACCGGGGUAUUGCUGGGAAGACAAUCAGUACCUCCUCGUAUACGAGUACAUGCAGAGGGGAAGCCUAGAGAAUCACCUUUUCAGAAGAGGAGCUGAACCACUUCCGUGGGCCGUGAGGCUUAAAAUAGCAAUCGGAGCUACCCGUGGGCUUGAAUUCUUGCAUAGACCCGAGAUUAACGUCAUCUACCGGGAUUUUAAAUCUUCCAAUAUAUUAUUGGAUGUGGACUUCAAUGCCAAGCUCUCGGAUUUCGGGCUAGCAAAACGGGGGCCAGCGGGCGGGAACUCUUACGUGACCACGCAAGUGAUUGAGACGGAUGACGACGCCACUCCCGAGUACUUUGCCACCGAUAUCGGGCUAGCAAAGCUGGGACUGGCGGGUGGGAACUCUCAUGUGACCACACGAGUGAUCGGAACAUAUGGAUACGCCGCGCCCGAGUACAUCGCCACCGGGCAUCUGUAUGUGAAGAGCGAUUUAUACGGUUUCGGGGUGGUUCUCCUAGAAAUGUUGACGGGUUUACAAGCGCUUGACAAUACCCGCCCCAGCGGCCAGCAGAAUCUGGUGGAAUGGGCGAGGCCGUCGCUCCGCGACAAGAGGAAGCUGAGGAAGAUAAUGGAUUCGAGACUAGAAAGACGAUACCCUCUGAAAGCUGCAACUCAGGCAGCUGAGCUCAUCCUCAAAUGCCUGGAGGGCGAUCCUAACGUGAGGCCCUCGACGGAUGAAGUACUGAAGACAUUAGAACAAAUCAACACCAUUCGGGUGAAAAAGAAAGGAGACCAAGGCGAGCACAUCGAGCCGGCCAUCCUCUCACCAACAUCACCACAAUCACCACCACCGAUUGCCAAUUAACCACAAUCACAAUGCCGACGCUCCUCGUGGAUUUGGAAGUUGAUACUCCCCAUCCACGGUGUCGAGGACUUAUUGAGAUGGAGAUUUAACUUAUUUCUUGAGACUCGACGGAGCUGAAAUCUGCUAUUUAGUAGGAUAUGCAACUCAGACAUUAGAAUUUUGCAAGUAGAAAGCAACUCUAAAGGCUAGUCUCUUACUAAAUAUUUGCAGGUGGGGUAGGCUCUUCACGGCCAAAUUUGUGUGUACAGUUGUCUAGACUGGGGUUCCAAACACGAUCAAACGUUUCUCUGAAUACGCAUUCGAAUUAUUUC